This is a messenger RNA of Ailuropoda melanoleuca (giant panda), 769 nucleotides long. It is a transcript of the gene TMEM35B, whose product is annotated as transmembrane protein 35B. Lineage: Eukaryota; Metazoa; Chordata; Mammalia; Carnivora; Ursidae. The transcript is spliced from 3 exons. The record is from RefSeq and is a predicted model, not a curated record. Bases 37 to 315 code for a protein of 92 amino acids.
CUUCCCUCUCCCCGCUCCCGGCCGGCCUGCGCGGCCAUGGCGCUGGGGCUCGCCGCUCUGCGCGUCCUGCUGGGCGGCUUCUUCGCACUCACGGGGGCAGCCAAGCUUUCGGAGAUCUCGGCUCCCGCGUCCGAGCAGAUGAAAGCCCUGUUUGUGCAGUUUGCUGAGGUGUUCCCGUUGAAGAUGUUCGGCUACCAGCCAGAUCCCAUGAGAUACCAAGGGGCUGUGGGCUUCCUGCAACUGCUGGCUGGGCUGCUGCUGGUCCUGGGCCCAUCGAUGCUGCAAGAGGGGCUAUCUUCACCUUGGCGUCUCUGAAAGAGUCACCCAACACCUACAUCCCAGCUGUCCUCUGCCUGGGGCUCCUGCUGCUGCUGGAUAUCUGCCAGCUCUGAGGCCAAACUGAGGAGGUGGUCAGACCCACCAGGGAGAAGACUCUUCCAAGUGCACUCAGGGAAUCCCGGGAGUCGAGGGCCUCUUGCCUCUUCAUGCCAUGCCACGGUCACGGCAGGAACAUGGUGGAACACACAGUCUACCACCUUGUUACCAGUACCUCCAGCGUUGGCCAGUGUUGAAGGAGACAUCUUAUCUUCCUGACCCUGCUUUCUGUCUUGGACAGGUACUGCUCUGUUUCGAGGGCUGCAUGUUAAACAUACUAACAUUCCUCAUGUCAUGUGAAAAUAGAAAAUAAACAGAAAAGCGAUUUAAAUCACCCCAUAUUUUAAUGCACCAAAAUAACUAUUAAUUCCUUUUAAUAACUGUACUGCUCAAC